CGGAGCUCCUGUACCUGCACUGCAGCGUUUAUUCAGCCCCCACUCUCCGCCGUGUCUCCUCCGCGGCUCCACUGAAGCAUCACCGUCCGCUGCGAACAGGUAUGCAACAUGAGGGCUGUGUGAGCAGCAGCUGCAGCAGCCCACCCCCAGCUGAUGAAGACGCGGCGGUAAAGAAGAAAAAGAGAAGAAGGGGGAAUCUGAGGUUUGGUGACUGUUUGAUGAGAAACCCGCGCGUCUGCGUGUCCUCGUACGUGUGCUAGGUAACGGAGGAGGUGGACGUAAACAUGCAGUAAGUGACGGCGGCGACCAGGUAGUGUACUACGCAAGAGCGCUCCCUCCGCACCUCCUCACUGAACUUUACCCGCUGAGCUCUGACGCGAUGGCUGCUGCUGCUGCUGCCGCUCUGGGGGAAGUUGGAGGCGUCUUGCACGGCAUCGAUGGUGUCGCACAGGUCGGGUCUCAUUUCCUGCUGACCCCUCUCGGGGACAGUCCGACGCUGCUGGGGGAGCACCUCAUACCUGGGGACAGGCUCUCCCGGAGCACCACGGCGGAUUUAACGCACCUGAAAGGGAUUCUCAGGAGGAGACAGUUAUACUGCAGGACUGGUUUUCAUCUGGAAAUACUUCCGGAUGGCACAGUGCAAGGCACGAGGAAGGACCACAGUCGUUUUGGUAUUUUGGAAUUCAUAAGCCUUGCUGUUGGGUUGAUAAGCAUUAGAGGGGUGGACAGUGGACUCUAUCUGGGGAUGAACGACAAAGGAGAGCUGUAUGGCUCUGAUAAGCUCACAGCUGAAUGUGUCUUCAGGGAGCAGUUUGAGGAGAACUGGUACAACACGUACUCUUCCAACCUCUACAAACACGGAGACAAAGGGACGCGUUACUUUGUGGCAUUAAAUAAAGACGGGACACCAAGGGAUGGGACUAAAUCCAGGCGGCAUCAGAAAUUUACACACUUCUUGCCCAGGCCUGUGGACCCUGACCGUGUGCCAGAGCUGUACAGGGAUAUCCUGGGACACAGCUGAGACCCCGAGCCCUGGUCCAGUUCAGGAAUAGCUGCUAAAGCCCUGGCAGGCAGGGAGCAGAGAAGGGAAGAGGGACGCGGGCGUGGGGACGUGGCCGGUGCAGGCUGGUGGACAGCAGUCCGACCAGCAGGGAUAAAGGCACCGGGGCCUCUUGUAGGAAUGCACGGGCCAUCUCUCAGCAGCCAGGAAGACAGGCUAGAAUGUCUGCACACUCGGCAUGAGGGGGUCGUUUGUUUUAGAGGACGGACGACCCUAAAAAGUACCUGCGUGGAAUAGGAGACGAAUGGGAAACGGCGCUGAAUGGCCAGGGAGCAUCUCCUCUGGUGGGACGGAGACGUCAGCUGACGUGGAGUCUGUGGGAGCUUGUACUAUCAUGAAAUGGUACUAUUAACGUGGGUCCUGUGUCAGAGAGACGUAGUUUGUUCAGAAGGACUUUGAAGGAAUUCAGUUUUUUUUUCUUACCUGUGUCUAGACCUGUUUGAAAAGUAAGAAAAUGUAACAAUUUAUUUAUUCAUUUUAGAUACAUAUUAUAUUUAUGUUAUAUAUUUAUUUAUUGGAGAAUAUAUUUUUACAGUUAGAUACAUGCAAUAUAGAAAAACCACUAGAAACUGUAUCGAUUAUAUAAAGACUGAGACACUGUACCAUUAUGUCUUUUAUUCUGAACAAAGCUCAGCUAGUGAUAUACUGUAAUAUGACCACAACUAUGAAACAUAUUGCCAAAAUUUGGGAAAGAUCCCCACUUCUGAAAUGCAUUUAAUCACAAUAUGGCAACUGUGAAUUAAUUUUUUAAAAAUCUUUGUAAUGUUGACGUAUUAAUUCUAGCCGAACUACUGUUACAUGUGUUACAGGAGGAAUCAGAAGUCAACAAACUGAUAAUACAAACAAUAAAUUGCUCGAAUGUGAUCAAAAUGUUUUUUUGUCAGCCUGUGUGAUCGGAGAUAAAGAUAUUUUGCU
Molecule: messenger RNA, 1975 nt
Organism: Chelmon rostratus (copperband butterflyfish)
Lineage: Eukaryota; Metazoa; Chordata; Actinopteri; Chaetodontiformes; Chaetodontidae
Gene: fgf20b
Product: fibroblast growth factor 20b
Exons: 3
Coding region: 380-1021 (213 amino acids)
Biological process (GO): cell differentiation; positive regulation of protein phosphorylation; positive regulation of gene expression
Cellular component (GO): cytoplasm
Molecular function (GO): growth factor activity; fibroblast growth factor receptor binding
Source: RefSeq, a predicted model, not a curated record